AGGGUGCGCCACACAGCUGGACCGCGCGCCGCAGCUGGUCAGCUAUGGAGACAAGAGCGCGGCGGCGCCCGCACCUUCUCCCGCUGCUGCUGCUGCUGCAGCUCUGCGGGGAGUGUCCCCCCGUGGGCGGCUGCAAUGAGAAGCACAUGCUGGCCGUGCUACCCCACUGCGGCAAGACCUUUGCUGAAAGGAUGAAGAAGGUGGAGGUCUGGAAGUGGUGCAACUUGUCGGAGUUCAUCGUGUACUACGAGAGCUUCACCAACUGCACCGAGGUGGAGACCAACGUGGUGGGCUGCUACUGGCCCAACCCCUUGGCGGAGAGCUUCAUCGCUGGGGUCCACAGGCGGUUCUUCCAAAACUGCUCCGUGGCCAGGCACCACUGGCAGGACCCCCCAGACGGAAUUCUCAUCCCGCUCAUCGCAGCGCCCAUCCUGCUGACCAUCGCCAUGACUGGCGUGGUGGUGUGGCGCAGCAAACGCACCGCCCAGGUGGUGUGAGGGCCCGGUGAGUCCGAGGGGCCCCGCCUGGAGAAGCGGAGGAAAGUUCUCCAGGGCUGGGAGAGCCGGUGGACACUCUUCGGCUGCCCCCCACCCUGCCUGGGCGGCCUUUGGGCUGGUGAAAGAAAACGUGCCGCGGCUGGAGCCUGCGUGCUGGGCACAAGUCACCGCUGCUUCGCCCGCGCUGUCCCAGGCUGGGCUGGGGCCUCGGGGUUCCUAGCACUGAGUCCCGCGGUGCCGCAUCUGCAGCCCCGGCCAGACCCCGACCCCGCCUCCCAACUGACUCUACCCCUGGCCCCAGCCCAGCCCUGACUCCACCCCUUGGCUCUGACUCCACCCCUUGGCUCUGACUCCACCUGUGGCCCUGGCCGCACCCCCAGCCCUGACCCCACCCCCAGCCCUGGCCCCACCUCCCACUCUGACUCCAUCCCCAGCCCUGGCCCCACCUCCAACUCUGACUCCACCCCAGCCCUGGCCCCACCCCAGUCCUGACCCCACCCCCAGUCCUGGCCCCACCUCUCACUAUGACUCCACCCCCAGCCCUGGCCCCACCCCGGCACUGCCCUGGAAAGGUGUGCCUAUUCCCACCUGGCUGGGGGUCGGGGGAAGAGAGAUUGGGAGGGGGUUUUUGUAGGUCCUCGCUUGGCAGGCCUUGAGUCCUCUUGGUAGGGAGCCCACCUAGAGAUCUGGAAGACUGAGGGUUGGGUUGGGGGUUCCAAGGAGCCACAGCACAGCCUGAGAUCUGCUGUCUGGGGCCACCACCAGGGGCUGGAGCUGGGAUGGGCUUCCUUCCUAACGGCCCCCCGGUGUGAGCACGGCCUCGGGGCGGGGUCCCGUGCGCUCUCGUUCUGGCUGAGCUCUGUCUGCCAUGUCUGUGCUUUCUCUGAGUAAAGAGUCAUGCUACUUC
Molecule: messenger RNA, 1404 nt
Organism: Eubalaena glacialis (North Atlantic right whale)
Lineage: Eukaryota; Metazoa; Chordata; Mammalia; Artiodactyla; Balaenidae
Gene: RAMP3
Product: receptor activity modifying protein 3
Exons: 3
Coding region: 45-497 (150 amino acids)
Biological process (GO): regulation of G protein-coupled receptor signaling pathway; cellular response to hormone stimulus; receptor internalization
Cellular component (GO): signaling receptor complex; membrane; cell surface
Molecular function (GO): coreceptor activity
Source: RefSeq, a predicted model, not a curated record